CAACGACCCCAAGCACCCUUAUUUUCCAGGAUGGCGGUAUCACAGCCGCCUAUCCAGGCAAAUGGCCAUACCUUGUCACCAUCACCGUCAUCAUCAUCGGGACAAUUGAGCCCCGCAAUCGAACCCCCGCGAACCGAUGUUUUCAAUGCCAGCUCCGUGGCGGAGAUCAAAGCCGCGCUCUCCCGUCUGCACAGCCAAGAAGCGUCCGUGACAGCUCGGCUAGAUGCCCUGGUGAUGUCGCAGAAAGACCUGUCUCGGGAAUUGGGCCGACUGGAUUUGAUGCGCGCGCACAUCGGAACCCAAACAAAUACCACCCGAUCGAUCAGCCAUGGUAUGCUCUCCGAAGCUGCGAGCACGGCUGAGCGUAUCUCCAGCGCCGUGCGACGACUGGAUCUGGAGCAGGCGAGGGUCAAGGCUACACUGGAGGUCGUGGAGCAGGUUGCGGAGCUUAAGGCGUGUGCAUUGGGCGUGGCGGGGUCAAUGGGUGCUUCCCAGGACUGGGAGACGGCUGCUAGCUAUCUACAUCGGGCGGCACAGGUUCCCCCAGCUGUGGUCAAUGGGACAUUUGCUGCGGAGAUGGUUCCAACCGCGGAGGUGCCUGACCCGCCAAGUGUUACUCUGGAUAAUGCGGCGGAAUCGUUGUGUGGGCUCUUCCUUCGGGAAUUCGACAAGGCCGUAAAGGAGAACGACGGGGCAAAGAUUACCCGCUUCUUCAAACUGUUCCCGCUGAUCGGCCGGUCUGAGGUUGGCCUGGAUGUCUAUGGGCGCUAUGUCUGCCAGGGCGUUGCGGCGCGAGCACGCAGCAACCUCAAUGCGGAUUACGGGUCUCAGGCCAAGGAUGGCUUCUUCUAUGCCAAUGCCUUGACCAAGCUCUUUGAACAUAUGGCCCAAAUUAUUGAUGGACAUGGUGGACUGGUGGAGCGGCACUAUGGUCCACGGAAGAUGGGCCGGGUUAUUGAGCGGCUACAGGUUGAAGCGGACGUGCAGGGUGGCAUCAUCCUCGACACUUGGAGUGAUGAGCGGCAUGUGGAUCGCAAGCUGAUGGAUAUCAAAUCUUAUGCAUUCACCUUCUUGGUGCAGAGCUUCCUCCCGGCGCAGAGGGCAGGCCACCCUCCCGCCGCUGGUGUGACUGCACCGACUGAGGACGAGGGCGUGGAUAUGAAGGAGAUUGACGGGAUCCUGAAUGAGAUGGCUAUUAUGCUUGGCCGGUGGUCUCUAUACUGUCGAUUCUUGGCGGAUACCUGCAAUGCCCCAGGUGAUGACCAAGAUCAAAAAGAUGACGAAAGAUUUGCACUGCCUGCUUUCUUGCAGGAGUCUUCUCUGGCACGCAAGGUCAACGACAAGCUAGUCUCUCCAUUCAACGCCAUGACAACCUUCUUCUUCCGUCGCUCUGUCGAAAAGGCCUUCCAGCUCGACGAGUCACCAUCUGGCCUGACAUUGAACCUCCAACGCCCACUCAAGGCAGAUCCGCCCCAUAUCACCUCGGCCGUCGACGACAUCAUGUAUAUUGUCAACAAAGUACUACAACAGUCCCUCGCAACCUCCCAAGAAGCCGUUGUAACCAACGUGGUCCCAACACUCUCCCGCGUCCUGGGCUCCGACUUCAUCGGCAUGACCCAACGCAAGAUGCGUGACGAAUGCUACCCCCGCGCGCCCGUCCAAGGCGCCCAACCCCCGAACAAACCAUCGUCGCCUUCCUCGUCCAAAUCAACAACCUCGACCUCGGCGUCGAUUAUAUCCGACGAAUCGUCCAGAACAACUCCGGCUCUAAACAACCUCUCCCCUCCAUCCUCCGCUCUCCACGUCGCCCAAACCCUGCACUCCCUAGCAACAUCCUUCGAAGCCAAGGUCGCAGACCUCCUCUCGGACGGCAUCCAAGUCGUCUUCAACAACGUGAUCAAACACCGACUCCGCCCUCUCCUCGCCGACGCCUUCCGCGACAUCGAGUAUCAUCCGUCCGAUACCUCGGACCCAACACCCCACGAUGACUACGACCCCGCAGACGGUAGCAGCAAGGAACUUGUCCGCCCCCGCUUCGCCGCCGGCUGGACAGACCUCCUCCUCCCACUAGCCCGCAUCCUUACAGUCCCCGCCUUCGACCGCCUACUCACCGUGACGGUGGCGUACUUUGCGCGCCUCCUCGAGAAACGUCUCUGGUCGUACCAGGGCCGUAUCAACGCGCUGGGCGCGGCCCGGCUCGAGCGUGAUGUCGCGGGUAUUGUUAAUGCCGCCGCGGACGUGGGGUAUGGUGCUGGUGCGGGUGCCCCCGGACGGUAUCGUCAUCGUGAGGCGUUUGCGAGGUGUGUGCAGAUGACGCUUGUGAUGGGCAUGGAUGAGGAUGAGUGGGAUGAGGUUUUGCGGGGUGAGGAGGCUGCGGAAGUUGUGGAGAAGUUGAGUCGGGAGGAGAGAGUUAGAGUUAGGGGAAUGGUUAGGAGGGGUUGA
Molecule: messenger RNA, 2442 nt
Organism: Penicillium subrubescens
Lineage: Eukaryota; Fungi; Ascomycota; Eurotiomycetes; Eurotiales; Aspergillaceae
Product: Golgi transport complex subunit COG4
Exons: 3
Coding region: 31-2442 (803 amino acids)
Source: RefSeq, a predicted model, not a curated record